UUUGACUGUAUCGGUUCAAAAAUAUCAACAAUUCGUGUUUGUAUACAGCUGACGCGCGAUGUAGUGAGUGUGGUAUUUGUUGUCAUCAAUUAGUGGUAUCCUAAAUCGUUUCAUAGGAAAAUAGUAAAUUAUUUAAGAUGGGUGAAUCUGUGAAAGAGCUGCUACAAUUUUUGUGCAGACUUUGUGCGCGGACCGAUAAGUCGUGUGUUGAUGUUUUCAGCAAGGAUGGCAGUAGGCAUUUCAUUCAAAAGAAGAUUCGGCUUUGCCUUCCAGUUAUUGUAGAGGAACAAGAUGAAAUGCCAAGGCAGAUAUGCUUGAGCUGUCUUAAUAAAUUGGAAAGCACAUAUGAAUUUUAUACCACCUGCAUUUAUGCUCAAUCGACAAUCCAGAGACUUCUGAGAGCUGAAUCUCUACAAGAUAGUGAUCAUGUUAAUGAACUUGGCAAUAAGACUGAAGAACAAAUUCCUGCCAGCUUCUCACUCGAUCAAUAUCUAAAACGCAAAAUUGACCCUGUAGACAAAGGGAAAUCAACAAAAGUGCCAAGGAUUGACAAACUAGAAAAGAAUUUGAGAAAUAAUAAUGUGUGUUUGGAGACUACAAAAUCUUCAGACUCAGAAGUUAGUACAGCCAUUGGAAACACUGAAGAUUCCAUAGUGACUACAAACAACACAGAAUUACGGUGUGCAAGUACAGCUGUUGGCAACAGUAAUGCAUCUGUGGCGACCACAAAGAACUCAGAACUUCUUUGUGUUACAUCAACCAAUCCACAGAAACCAAAAUUGCGUGUCAAGACAACCAGUGAAUUAAGACAGGCUGGGCAGACAAGUAUUGUGACGGACUGUGUGCCAGCGCUUCUCCCUCUGCAGACAUCUUCAUCUCAGUCUGCCUCAGUUCCUACCACAGGGCAGUCCACUUGUGUCAGUGCUUCUCCCUCGGCAAGUGUUGUAUUUUCACAGUCUGCUGUGCCGCAGAGCUGUCCCAGCGUAUCUUCUGUACCACAGCAAGUAAAGAGUUCCUUACCACAGCAUGUAAGUAAUUCAUCUGCCUCAGAGGGUGGUAUGAGUCGGUCACCUGCAGUGCAGAAUGCUAAGUGUGUACCAUCUGCCCCACAAUGUAUUGGAAGUUCAUCAUCCGUGCUACAGUUCAGCACAAGUUCAUCACCGGUGCUACAAACUGCCACUAGUUCAUUAUCUGUGCCACAAAAUGCAACUGCUUUAUUACCUGUCCCAAAUAAUGCUACAGUUUCACUACCUUUACCAGAUAACGCUACAGCUUCAUUAACUGUGCCACAGAAUGUUACAAAUUCGUCAUCUUUGCAACAGUACUCUUUGUCUGUACCAAAUUCAUUAUCUUCAGGACAAGCCAUUCUUCCGAAUGUGUCCCAGUUCAUCAUUGUGCCAGACACAUUUGCAAGUGCACCAACUUUCACUGCAGCUGGGAUGAGUACCGUAACUGUGCUCACACCAGCUGUUCCAUCCAAUGUGUCUCUGGUAGGAGACCUGGGCAUACAACUAGGGCCAGCAACUACGCUGGUGGCACCGCAGACCACACGGCCGUCACUGCCCGUUUCGAUGGGAGCACUGACAGUUUCGACGACACCAGCAGUGCCGCUGGCAUCUUCCUCACUACCUUUAGUGCAGACAGUGCCAAUUCAACUAGCUCAGAAACUGCCAAAUUCUGUGGUGUCAACUCUGACAUCUGCACCAGCUAUUAUUAGUCAGAGUAGCACAUCAGAUAGUGUUUCAUACAGUUUGCUCAAGAGAAACCGCCAGGAGCUUGUUAUCUCUAGUAAUUCACUUGCUACAGUUACAACAUCCUCUGCAAAUGUGUCCUCAAAAGCCGACCGUCAGCCUUCGAUGUUACCUCAGAAUUUGAAGGUGUUGAGUAGUUCCUCUGUCAGCCCUGCCAGUAAUGUGCCAGUGAUGAGAGUUAGUACAGAAAGCAAGAUUGUCAGGUUGCAAAAUGACACUGUGGUGCGGGGUGUGGGUAAUGAUGCCUCGAGUGUUUUAUCAAAACAAAAUGGCAGUGCUCAGUUGAAAAAAAAUGUUGUGGCAGCUUCCAGUGCAGUUUCACAUCCCAACAGUCUCCGAAAACGUAAAUCUCCAGCAGCUAUCAGUGCAAAGCAGUUCACGAGUAAUUCAUCACCAGUACUAAUUGGUCGUCUGACCUGCAGUGUACCAAAUAGUAAAAAGAGUUCAUCAGUGCCACCUGGAAAAACUUCAGAUGCAGAAAGCACUUCAAAAACAAAAACAUUAUUGGGUAUCGUAACCCAGGGUAGUAAUUCUCAGCAUCCUGACUCUAAUAAAGCUUUACAGAAAACUGUUUUGUGUUACUCUAAUCGGUCAGCAACUAAAGUGAACAGUUCACCUCCCAAUAAAACAACUACAGUUCCUACACCAAAUUCUGUUUCUCAAGCAACAGUUUCUACAGCAGUUCCUUCUUCACAGCCUACAUUCUCUGGCUCCAUAGGGUCCACACACCAGCGAAAGGAGGACGUUAGGCCUGGUAUUCUCAAGAAAAUCAAUAGUAAAAGUGCUGGAAAUGCACAAUUACCUGUAGUGGAUACAGUGACAAAUAUGAAAGCUGAGCGGCAGCCCAGUGAAAACCGGCCACAGCAGAAAGCAGCGGUGCUGAGAUCACAGCCGUCUGGAGAGCUUCCACCCCCACCUCCAGCAGUGCCUCUGAACAGUAUCAGUAUUUCUGAUAAUAGGAGAAUACUGACAAACACUGGCAGUGGAGACCUGCAGAAUUGUGAAGCUAAAAGUGCGAGCAGUCAAGCCAACAAAUCAGGGCUGACACCAAAACCACGUGGAGCUGUUGUAACGGCAACAGUCAGUCCUUUCACUCCAACUUUGCGGCCUGCAUCAGAGCCACAAAGACAGUUGCCUGAAGGCCGUCCACCAGAGGUACAGGUAGAGCCUGUAAGACCAUCAUCUCAGUCACCAUCUGAAGCGGGGCCUGGAAGAUCUUCAACCUCUUCGCCAUCACCACCAUCAGUAGGAAAGGAAGAGUGCCCUUACUGCCAUAUUGAGUUUCCUGUUGAUAUUCUGAUCCACCACAAGACACUUCACUACAGAGAAAGGUUCUAUACAUGCAUCGAUUGUGACAAGAAUUUUGUAACUGAGAAGGGCUUAGAAUCACAUCGAUGUCAGAAAGAAAGCAAGGGAUAAAUUAAUAAGACUGAAUUUUAAGUUUUAUUUACUUCUUUUAUAUCAGACUUUUUUUUUUUUACAAAAAAUUGCAUUGGUUCGUUCAUUUGGAAACACUAUUAAAAAUACCUGUCACUGAAAAUUAUUCUACAAAAAUGCCUUUUUUCUUUUGCAUUCUUUUUUCUGAGAUAAUUAAGACACUACACACACCAAGAAAUGAAAAGACAGUGUAUGUAGGCCCUUCACCAGAGGAACAGGUAGGGCCUUUAUAACCAUAAUCUUUCCCACCACCUGAACUGUGCCUGGUGCCUGGAAGACCUUCAUUUCCCGUUUCCUUCACCACCACCACCAGCACCACCACAAACAGUAGCAAAGGGAGAGUGCCCUCAUUACCACGUCCUUUUUCCCGCUGAGAUUCUGAUACCUGCAGGAACAUUACAGGGAAAAGUUUUAUACGUGCAUUGAUUGUGAAGAGAAUUUUGUAGCUGAGAAGGGCUUUGUAUUGCAUCAUUGUAAGUUAAUACUGUGGACAGGAUUCUUAGAUUGUAUCUACUUCUUUUAUAUGA
Messenger RNA from Schistocerca piceifrons (Central American locust), 3715 nucleotides. RefSeq lists its product as uncharacterized. Gene Ontology annotation, molecular function: zinc ion binding. Gene Ontology annotation, cellular component: nucleus. The coding region runs from base 138 to 3170 and encodes 1010 amino acids. The record is from RefSeq and is a predicted model, not a curated record. The transcript is spliced from 4 exons. NCBI's taxonomy places the organism in Eukaryota, Metazoa, Arthropoda, Insecta, Orthoptera, Acrididae.